AUGACAAUUGGAUCACCUCAGAAAGCAGUCAAGAGGCCAGCCAUGAUUCAUGUGGGAGCCUAUCAAGGAGGUUUUGGACUCGUCUCUCCGAGUCAUUCGGGUGGAAAUGAAGCCCAAAUACCCUCAACGAUUGUAUCCCCCAGCGGUUCAUCGGGCCACAACAACACGACCAACAACACAAAUGGAUCAAUAAUAACCUCUCCCUCAAACAAGACGCCAUCUGGAAGCACCAGCAACACUUUUGUUCAACACAACACUAUGUCUGUCAUUAAUUCUGGACCAAGAACCCCAUCAGGAAAAUCGAAAAAGCCACUCAUGGAAAAUGGAAUCACCUCUCCCAAAGUAUUCCGAUCAACAGCCUUAUCAAUGAUCCCAUCCACUCCGACCAAAUCAAGUCAACAACCAUCCUUACAGACUUCCCCAGCGGGUGGAUUGAAUUCUCCCUUCAAAGAAAUUCCUUCUCCUCUCGUUCGUAACUGCACUGCUAUUGAGCCAAGGAGAAAUAUUCAAUCCUCUGCAAAUAAUGGAAUGGGAAAGAUCACUCGCCAGGUGAGUGCCUCCUCUUCACCGUCUUCGUCGUCGUCGUCCUCUGCAAGCAGUACGAGCAGUAAGGGAUCGACCACCCCCCAGUAA
Molecule: messenger RNA, 633 nt
Organism: Naegleria fowleri
Lineage: Eukaryota; Heterolobosea; Eutetramitea; Acrasida; Naegleriidae
Exons: 1
Coding region: 1-633 (210 amino acids)
Source: RefSeq, a predicted model, not a curated record